Molecule: messenger RNA, 2369 nt
Organism: Cyclopterus lumpus (lumpfish)
Lineage: Eukaryota; Metazoa; Chordata; Actinopteri; Perciformes; Cyclopteridae
Gene: apold1b
Exons: 23
Coding region: 160-2301 (713 amino acids)
Biological process (GO): lipid transport; lipoprotein metabolic process
Cellular component (GO): extracellular region; membrane
Molecular function (GO): lipid binding
Source: RefSeq, a predicted model, not a curated record
CCGGUUGUGUGCCAAAAAACCGGUUCGACGUCUCUCCGCGCGUGACGAUGAAGAAGAAGAGGAAGAGGAAGUGAAGCGCCGUGUUGUUGCUUUUUGCUCUUUGCGACGUUUCAUUUUUCAAUUCUUUUCUCUCCCCGUGUUUCUGUCGCAACACCGAGCAUGAAUAUGUUCAGAAGAGAGAAAGGCUCGACGACCCCGACCCCGGUGGUGCCGCCCCGCCCCAGCAAGGAGGAUCUGGACCACCCCGUCGAGUACGGCCCCCCCAGGCCGGACGCCGGCAGUGAGGUGGCAUGCGAGCUCAACCCGAAGACCAAGAGAACGGGGGUGAUGGGAGUCAUGCACAAGGUCAACCCGUUCAAGUCCACCUCGCAGCCUCCCUCCAUAGUCGUCAACGCUGCUUCCACCGAGUCCCUAGAACAGGGAGCAGAAACCACUCAGAACCCGGGUAUGCUGAGAGGGGUCAUGCAGAAGGUCAACCCGUUCAAGUCUUCCUCGCCGGCCCCGUGCACGGUCGGCCGAGCCUCCGAGUCACUGGAACCGGGAGCCGACCCCCCGAAGAGCCCCGGUGUGCUGAGAGGGGUCAUACAGAAGGUCAACCCAUUCAAGUCGGCCUCCCAGGUCUCUAAAGCUGCUUCUUCGGAGUCUCUGGAAGCGGGCCGGGUUUCGGACUCCGGUCAGAACCCCGGGAAGGUGAAAGGGGCGAUGCAGAAAAUCAACCCGUUCAAGUCUCCCGCGCAGGCGCCACGGAGCGAUCCCCGAAAGGGUUCCGCGGAUCCGCCGGAGACGGGGACAGAACCGAAUGCCAAGCCUCUGCACGGCGACCUCUCCUCCAGCAGCGGGAGCUUGACGGACGGCAAAGACGUGCCAGAGAAGGAGAGCCCCGGGAUGUUCAGAGGGAUGAUGCAGAAGGUGAACCCCUUCAGGUCGUACGCACAGAAGCCAGACGAGGAAUGUCAGGCCGACUCGUCUUCUUCGUUGGUGACGCAGAUCUCCUCCAGCUCCGACAGCGGUGACGACGACGGCUCCGCCCCCGACGGCUCCGCCCCCGACGGCUCCGCCCCCGACAGCUCCGCCGUAGACGGUUACACCAUUUGGUACGCCGACGCCGACGCCGGCCACGAGGUGAAGGGCCAGCCGAAGAAAAGAGCCACGACGUUCCGGAUACGCAGGAUUCUGCCGGCUGCCUUGUUUGGGUCUGGAACAAAGGACUCGUCACCUGACACUCAAGCCCCGCCCCCAGAAGUAGUGGAAGUCCAGACUUUAGAGAUGGCCGAAGUGCCAGAGCACAUUGAAGGAACGGUCCUGGACCCUCUAGACGAGGAGGAAGGCCUUAUAGGGUGGUGGAGAUCCGUAGACGGCUGGGAUCAGUGGAACGAGGGCAUGCAGGAAGAUGAGCCUGAAGACGUGGUGGAACAAGCCGCGGAUCGCGUCUUCUUGGCGGCGCGUCUCUUCGUCCGCUUCUUCAACCAGCGCGGCGCCUCCCUGCAGCAGCGAAUCCUGGAGCUGCUGUCUCUGGCCGACUCGGCGGACGCCUUCCACAAGAAGGCGGUCAAGGCCAGCGUCGGCGGCGGGGUGGCCAGCGUCGCCGGCUCCAUCACGACCAUCACCGGCCUCGUCUUGGCGCCCUUCACCAUGGGGGCGUCGCUCAUCGUCACGGCGGUCGGCAUCGGGGUGGCGACCGCGGGCGGGGUGGCUUCCGCAUCGGCCAACAUCACCGACACGGUGCAUUCCAAGACGGACCGCAAGAAGGUGGAGAAGGUCAUCCACGAGUACGAGGGCGACAUGAAGGACAUCAGGGAGUGCCUGGAGUUUCUGCAGGAAGGGAUGGAGAUGCUGGAGGAGUGGAACUUUGAAAAGUAUGCCGAGAACAUCUCCAAGAAUCACCUCAACCAGAACGUCAAACACGUCAUGAAGGAGGGCGGCCGGGCCGGCAAGGCGCUGGUGGUCAACACGGAGAGCCUGAUCAGCACCGUGCAGGUGCUCAGUGUGGCAGGCGGCGCCGCCAAGGCCGCCCAGGUGAUGAGCAUCACCACGGGGGUCAUGUCCGGCCUCUUCCUGGCCCUCGACGUCUUUUUCCUGGCCAAAGACGCCAAGGAGCUCAAGAAGGGAGCCAAGACGGAGUUCGCCGUCAAGAUCCGAGAGGUGUGCAAGGACCUGCAGGACGGGCUGCUGGAACUGAACCGCAUCAAGGAGCAGCUGCAGAGGACCAUCGACGGCAUCGAGGUGGAGGUCGACGAGGAGGAAGAGGACGAAGAGCUGCUGAAGUCUGAGCUGAAGAAACUUGUGGAGUUUGAAGAAUGAAGGACCAACAAACAGAAGGAAGCCUUUCUUGAUACCAAUGCCAAAAACAAACUCAACUCGUCCUGUCA